AUGCAGAAUUUUACGCAGCACCCACAAUUUACAGAGCAAGAAAAAUUGAAAUGCCCCAGAUGCGACUCAAUCAACACCAAGUUCUGCUACUACAACAACUACAAUCUCUCUCAGCCCCGCCAUUUCUGCAAGAGCUGCCGGAGGUACUGGACCAAAGGCGGCGCCUUGAGGAACAUCCCGGUUGGAGGCGGCUCCAGGAAGAACGCCAAGCGCGGCACGGCCGCCGCCGCCAAGCGGUCGGUUCCUCCGGAGGAGAGCGAGGCAUCGCUGCCCCGAAAUAGCGACGGCUCAGGUGAGAGGCAGUCUGGUAAUUUGCCGGAAUUUGGUGGGCAGGGCGGGGCGGGGCCCCUGAAGCCGGACGAUUUCAGGCAGGGGCAGUUGGGUAAUUUGACGGAGGCCGCCGGCGGGAUUGGGAGGAGCGAGGCGCUGCCCCUGAUGCUCGACGAUUUCGGGCAGGGGCAGUUCGGUAUUCUGGCGGAGGUGAGGGGCGGUUUCAGCUCGCUGCUAGUGGGCUCGUCCGGCGGGGCCCAGUUUGGUGGUUUGCUUGAUGGGCUGGGGCCCAUUGGGCCCAGCUUGCAUACGAGCGAUCUGUUUUGUAAUCCGGGCUCGGGUCAGGAUGUGGAUCCUCAAGCUGAUGGGUUCUUGAACAUUGGCGGCAGCGGGGAUGGUGGCAGCUGGGGGCGCCGCGGCGGCGGCUGGCCUGAUCUUGCUAUUUAG
This is a messenger RNA of Striga hermonthica, 717 nucleotides long. NCBI's taxonomy places the organism in Eukaryota, Viridiplantae, Streptophyta, Magnoliopsida, Lamiales, Orobanchaceae. The record is from the annotation of a GenBank genome assembly.